AUGAACCUCAAAAAGAUCUCGCAAUCCAACCUGUCAUUUGAUCCGUUGAAGCCUAUCAUUCUACGGGGUCCUCCCACUGAAGAAUCAAAGACCGUCUUAUCAGGCAAUGUCGUCCUGACAUUAUCAAAGUCAACAAAGAUCUCCAACAUUGCAGUGACAUUCAAGUGUACGGCUACCACGUAUUGGCCAGAGGGAAUUGGUGUUCGAGGCACCCGAUUGACAUCUGAAAAGGUGCUUAGCGAGGAGACCCUUGUAUUGAUGAAUGAAACCAAGUACUUGUCUGAAGGUGUACAUCGACUUCCCUUUGGCUUCCUUGUACCUAAUUCUGUGGUUGAAUCGAUUGAUGAUGUUUACGGCCGAGUACGACAUACGAUUGAAGCACGUGCUAGUCGACCUGGUAUCUCGUUGCUUAACUCAUGGCAUUCCACCAAGACGGUGCUUGUAUUGCGUACCUACAUGUCCAAUUCGCUGCUUACCAACAACACGGUGCAAGAUUUAUCACGUACUUUGGAAAAGAGGAUUGGCCCAGCCGACAUUCAAGUGAUCAUUGAACAAGCAGCAUUUUCAGCAGGCGAAGCUUUCCAUAUCAGAUCGAUUAUCCAACCUCAGAUGAAGCAUGUGCGAUUGGAGCAUAUGGAUGUCGUUGUGACGGAGCAUUAUCGAUAUCUUGAAUUGGAGAUGCGUGCACAAAGAAAUGGACAUGAAAGAUUUCCGUUCCAGUUUCGAGCAUCGACGAGUCUUUUGGAUGAGAGCACAGAUACCACGGAUCAAGUACAACCCAUAUUCAGCUCCAGCAAGGGGAAAUUGCUGAUCGGUGAUACAUUCGCUCAUCGGCUGACUUUUGCAACGCCUACCUGCCACCAAAACAUCCAUCACACAAGCACUCAUUACCGAGAGAUCCAGUUUCGUCACUAUAUCACCAUCAAGUUGACGCUCUCUUUUCCUAAUGAAGGUGAUAUCUGCUCCAUGCAUCCACUGGCUCCGGAAGAUAUCAUGGAAGGUCCAUUAGAACAUCAUACUCCAACAAUCCAUGAUCAUCAUCAUCAUCCUGACGCGGCUGGAUCCGGUUCAUGGCAACAUGUGUUAUCCAAGUUCAAAGUGAGCCGUGACAAGAGCAAGGACAAGCGUCGUAUCUAUGAUACCAUUGUGUUCGAUGUCCCGAUAACGGUCUUUGAUUGUCGUUUGAAAGAAGAUUUUGGAAGAUUACCUUCGUAUUUUGAGUUGGGUGUGACUCCUCGUCAAGCGGCUCCUCAUGAAGGCAAGAAGAAAAAGGAGAAGAGUAAAUGGGCGCAACCAGAGAUCGACAAGCCAAACGAGUUACCACACACGUAUCUAUGCGACUGUUACCAUGACUUCGCUCGCCAAAUGCAAUACGCCUCUCAAACUCCAUUCCUUGUCACCAGCAAUCUUCCCCUUGAACGUGUCCCAUCAUUGCCACCACCAGAGUAUGAAGCCACCAAGUAUUUCAACUAA
Lichtheimia ornata is the source of this 1473-nucleotide messenger RNA. RefSeq lists its product as uncharacterized. The record is from RefSeq and is a predicted model, not a curated record. Lineage: Eukaryota; Fungi; Mucoromycota; Mucoromycetes; Mucorales; Lichtheimiaceae. Bases 1 to 1473 code for a protein of 490 amino acids. Gene Ontology annotation, molecular function: ubiquitin protein ligase binding; protein-macromolecule adaptor activity. Gene Ontology annotation, biological process: ubiquitin-dependent endocytosis. The transcript has 3 exons. Gene Ontology annotation, cellular component: plasma membrane; cytoplasm; cytosol.